UGAAUGUCGGCAUGUUUAAUUAAUAACACUUCUAUGCAAUAGUGUUAUAUUUGUGACGACAAUAGGUGUCGCCGAAGCCUGUCUGCAGCUAACAUUGCGACAAGGUAAGUUAGCAUGAUUGUUGUAUGCUAUUUGUCGCUUUUGCACACGUGUCGAUAAAUAUACAAACAUAUGUGUAACCUACAGGAAUACACAUUUGUAUAACAUGUUACAUUUGCACAGCUGCACAUUUUGUAAGGGGUCAGAGUUUGCUAAAGUGAUGUAGCACGCGCAUGGCGGGUUAACCAAAUAUUUCCCAGAAAAAAAUCUGAGGGCCACUUGUCAUUUCGACAAUCAAAUCCGUGUCAAGUUGGUGAGGAGUGCAGUUAGCUAGUCUUGUCGAAUGGUUGUUGGCAUUCCAUCAGGGGUGUCAAGAUCCGUUCCUGGAGGGCCACUAUCCUGCAUGUUUUAGAUGUUUCCCUCUUCCAACACAGCUGAUUCAAAUGAUCAGGCUCGUUAUCAGACUUCUGCUGAGCUUGAUGAUAAGCUGAUCAUUUGAAUCAGGUGUGUUGGAAGAGGGAAACAUCUAAAACAUGCAGGAUAGUGGCCCUCCAGGAACGGAUCUUGACACCCCUGCAUUACAUGGACCGGGGGUGGGGGUUCGGUUGAGCUGCUGCUGCUUGCCCGAGACAGCUGCAGACUUCCUGCUGUAUUCCUCCACCGGUGGAACACCUCCACACACCGGGCCACCACACCAGCCAUGCCAAGCCUUGCUUCGAUUAAAACAUUUUAAGAUUAAAAAACGCUAACUCUUCAAGCUAAUGUUACCGGAGCCACGCAUGCUGUGCAUCAUGUUGGUUAAGGUGCGAUUUGGUGAAACACAGAAGUAUGUCAAAGUGGCUGAGACUGAAGAUGGCUAUGAUGACUUCAACACAUUUCUUCAAAAAGUUGCACUUCAGCAUGAUCUUUCAUAUACUUCGCUGGAGUCACCCAUGUCAGACAACUCAUCUGGGUCAGUGUCAGGAGUCUCCUCGCUAGUAUCCUCUGAUUCAUCAGAUGCAACAGUGAUUGUUCAUACAAACGGAGGGAGGAGAACCCAUGCUGAACGGGAAUCAGCAAAAGAGAUGGUGAGAAAUGCUCUGAAGGCUAAACCAGGUGGACAGUUUAUUUUGGAUGAAUAUGACAAAAUGAAAACAUUGACAGAUAGCACAAGGAGAAAGUUGGUAAACCUUCUUGUGGCCAACAUGGUUGAAAUUCAUGGGAGGAGCCCACCCAUCUCUGUUCGAACUACAUGUGCUCUAGGCAUCAUCUCUCUAUUUCCCAGCCUCAGAGAUCCAUAUUCGGACAAGGGAUAUGAACACUUCUAUGACCCAGAGAGUGGAUCUGGCUACUUGGCCUGGAGGAUAAAGACUGUUCAGCGCAACACUGCAGCUCAGCCCCAGAGAUGCUCCACAAGCACAACCUAUCAAGAUAGUCCAAAGAGAAAGAGGGAUGUUCUCUGCACUGAUAAGCAGCUGCUUGGUGAGCACUGUCAUGAAGCAAUAUCCUUUUUGAAACAUUCAACUGAUGAAUCAGCCAUCAAAGAGCGAAUGAGGGCCACAUUUCAGUACCGUCAAACACUGGUUCAAGAUCAGCAGUGCUCUUUGACAUCUUCCCACGAUUUCUCGACAUCACUGGCUUGAUUGAACAAGACUUCACCAUGAUGUUUGGAGAGGAAGUGUCGGGCAGAUUUUUGGCAAAAUGGCCUACCUUUUUCAAGCCUAGAAUCCUGGCAGACUGCAAAAAACUGACUUCUAAUGAGCACAUUGAAGACCUCAUGUCAUUGCAGCAAGACUCAGGCUGGGACAGUGAUCUGUCCAGCAUUCUUCUGUUGGUUCACCUGCUUCCUCCCACCCCCAAAGGCCACAAGAAGAGUGCUAAAAUCAGCCCAUGCCAGGCUGUUGACCAUGUUGUGAGAUAUUUGCAGAUGGGAGCCAGUGUUGAAACCUUCCUUGCUGGUGUGGAGCCAGGCCAGCCCUUCCUCCUUGGUGUUGGUGAAAAGAAGAGCAGCAUCCAAAGAUACUAUGUCAUCAUUGAUCACAAGGCCAUCCCUUGCAAGGCACAGACAUCCCUUGCAGCUUUCGAUGAGCUCUUCAAAGCACACUUCAUCUUCAGUGUCAGUUACCAUGAAUCCCUCUACAACUUCUAUACGUUCAUCCAAACCACAGUUUUUAACAUUGACAUUGGAAAGGCCAAGGAAACUCCCAGAGUCAAGGAACUAAGGGCAAGAUUUUUUCAUGACGCUUGAGGGGAUAAAUAUCCAUGGAUGCAAACAUUUUUCUUUGUUAUGUCUGUAAGGCAUGCCACAAAAGUUCUGCACUGCUUUGUCAGCAUUUAAGACUUCACCAUGGUCUAUAUCCUGGAAAGACAUUACGCUUAAAAUGUGGACAGCCGGGAUGUUCUUCUUUGUUUUGCACUUAUUCAGGUUUCAAGAAGCAUCUUGUUCAUUGCCACAGAGAUGUUGCUGUGACUAAUACUGCUGACAAUGUGGACACUCAGAAUGAAGUUGAUGAGCCCUCAACUUCACAGACAGUCAACAAAGCCUCUCCAACAACUACCCAGCUCUCUGUUGACAAUGAUCAUGUGUUAAACAUGUGUGCUUCUGUUGUAGCACAGUUGCAAGCAUCUGGUGUUGCUGAGAGCACAGUCCAAGCAAUGGUGGGAUCCAUGGAGGACCUUGUAAAUGACAUUAAUAGACAAGCAAGAGAGGCAGUUCUCAGCUGUUCUUCAGAAAUUCAAGGUACGGAUUUGGAAAAGAAGGUGGAAAAGUGCUUUGAUCAACUAGGAAAUCCUUUCUCAUCCUUGAACACAAGAGUAAAACGUCAGAAGUUCUUUAAGGACAAAUGGGAAAUUGUUGAACCUGUUGAAUAUGUUCUUGGGGUGCGAUUUGAUGUUCGCAGAGAUCAAACAACUGGUGUUUAUUGUCAGGUCCCCGUAACAGAUAAAUUUGUGUAUACACCCAUCCUGGGAACUCUUAAGUCAAUGUUCAAGAACACUGAAUUAUGUGAAAGUUUCUUCCAAGCCAAACAUCACGAAGAAGGCAUUUAUAAAGACAUAUGUGAUGGUUCAUACUUCAAGAGUAACGUUUUGUUUUCCCAGAAAAAGCAUGCUCUACAGAUUCAACUUUAUUUUGACGAGUUUGAGACAGCAAAUCCCUUAGGUUCAAAGAAAGGUAUUCACAAACUCGGUUGUAUUUACUUUAUAUUGAGGAACCUGCCCCCAAAAUAUAAUUCUGUGUUGAUGAAUAUACAUGUUGUGGCACUCUUCCACUCACAAGAUCUGAAGACUUAUGGGUUUGAUGACAUCCUGAAGCCUGUUGUUGACGAUCUUAAAAUACUUGAAACACAAGGAAUUGAGGUGCCUUUCUCAGACUCACCAUUGCUUGGUUCUGUUAUACAAGUAACGGGUGACAACCUAGGUUUACAUGGACUGUUCGGUUUUGUUGAGUCCUUCAGUGCUACAUAUUUCUGUAGAUUUUGUUUGACAAGUAAGGAUGAGUCGCAGUCUGUCUUUACUGAAGAUGACCCUGGCAUGAUUUUUCGUACAAAGGAAAUCCAUGCAGAACACUGUGCAGCUCUACAUGAAAAUCCUAUGUUGAGUUCCACAUUUGGUGUCAAAAAGACAUGCUUGCUCAAUACAUUGCAUUUUUUCCACACCUCUGACAACUAUGCAGUUGACAUAAUGCACGAUUUACUUGAAGGUGUAGUACAGUACGAACUCAAACUUGUCUUUCAGUACCUUGUAAACCAGAAGUAUCUGUCUUUGGAAUCAUUGUCACAGAGGAUCCAAACUUUCAACUAUGGUUAUAUUGAGAGAAAAAAUAGACCAAGUGGGUUGAAAAUGGAUGAGGCUAGCAAGGAUCUUGGAUUAAAUGCAGUUCAGUCAUGGUGUCUUGUAAGAAAUACUCCUCUUAUUUUUGGUGAUGUAUUGGAAAGAAAUAACUGUUACUGGAAUCUGCUCCUCCUCUUGAUUCAGAUUGUGAAUAUAGUUUUUUCACCCAUUGUAACUAACGGUAUGACAUACUAUUUAAAGCACUUGAUUAAGGACCACCAUGAGCUAUUUAAGUGUUUGUUUUCACAAAGAAGAUUGAUUCCAAAGCAUCAUUUCAUGCUACAUUAUCCACGUUGUAUUCGAAAAAUAGGUCCACUCCUUCAUGUAUGGUGCAUGAGGUUUGAGGCCAAACACAAUUUUUUUAAAAGAUCAGUGAAAAAUUUCAAAAAUAUCACAAAAUCAUUGGUGAAACAACACCAGAGACAGUUAGCUUACCACUGGGAGAAUUUUAAUUUUCAGAGAUUUGAGUUUGGUCCAGUGAAAAACGAAAUCAUUGAUCGCCUCGAGGGAGGUGAGGUUUUAAGUUCUGUUUUUGAUGUUAAUUUAUAUUGUGAAGUGUCAACCACGAAUUGGGUGAAGAACUAUGGAACAGAAUAUCAGAUUGGUAUGUUUAUUUGUACUGGAACAAAAAUGGAAAUUCCUAUUUUCAGAAAGAUCACCAACAUCAUUGUCCAUGAUGAGCAAGCUUUCCUUUUGACUUGCAGAGUGGACACUCUUUAUUUUGAUGAUCAUUUCAAUGCAUACUGUGUUGAUGAGAGAGCAGAUUCAUUUUCUGUUUUCCCAGUUAAGGAACUGAUUUAUCACAGACCCUAUGACAAACAGUUUUCUAAUGAGAUGUGUGAAAAAAUAUACAUUGUGCCACAUUGUCAUAUUUUGUGACCUGUGUUGUAUUGCAAAGCAGUGCUGUUUUUAUGUGGUGUGCUUAUUUGAAAUACAGGCUGAUUCAAACUGCAA
Messenger RNA from Acanthochromis polyacanthus (spiny chromis), 4803 nucleotides. RefSeq lists its product as uncharacterized. Bases 2281 to 4728 code for a protein of 815 amino acids. Lineage: Eukaryota; Metazoa; Chordata; Actinopteri; Pomacentridae. The transcript has 9 exons. The record is from RefSeq and is a predicted model, not a curated record.